Populus trichocarpa (black cottonwood) is the source of this 2139-nucleotide messenger RNA. RefSeq names its product exopolygalacturonase clone GBGA483-like. Lineage: Eukaryota; Viridiplantae; Streptophyta; Magnoliopsida; Malpighiales; Salicaceae. Gene Ontology annotation, biological process: carbohydrate metabolic process. The record is from RefSeq and is a predicted model, not a curated record. The transcript has 4 exons. Gene Ontology annotation, molecular function: polygalacturonase activity. Bases 967 to 1965 code for a protein of 332 amino acids.
GUCGGCUGGAUGUUGUUAUUGUAACUAGUAGAUUAGUAAUGGCCGAUAAUGAUGUUUGAUUAACCACUCUGAUUAUUCUGCAGACAAUUUUCGAUAGCAUUACCAUAGUCGGUCUAGAACUGAUAAUAAUGAAAGAGUUGGAUUAUUACAGAACACAGUUAAUCUGGCAUGGUCGGCACCUUCGAGAAAUAUUGUGGUGACUGCUUCUAUGGCAGCCAAUCAAAAUUUCCUUUAGGAUCAAGAAUAGUGAAAGUGCCACGGCUUGUGCAGAUGCCCAAAUCUGUCAAGUCAAUUCUCUACACAACACCGCCACCACUCAAAUCUUUGACCUUACAAUACCAUUAUUCACACGGUUAUGUUAAACCACUGUAUCAUUAACUUAAUUAAUAGUGACUUGCCAUUUAUAGAGGCAAAAUAAGCUUUGCACAAUAAUCUUUCUUUUCAUAAAGAGCAAGCAUUAUACCCUCUCCAUGUGAAGCCCAAAAGAUGCUGCAGGUUAGCAAGGAUGUCAGGUAAAUCACCAUGACCUCUGAAUUAGGAGGAAAAGUUUACUGAGAGGACCAAAAUAGCCAAGGGAUUUAGAGGUCUCAAAGAUAAACUAGAAAUCCCACCUAAAUUUAGGCUGAAUUUGUGGCAUUGAUGUUCCUUGAAUACACUAUAAAAGUAAAAACGAGAACCGAUGAGUUCAAGAUGAAACUAAGAAGCUCAAGGCAAUAAGAAAAGGCUGAAAUAUAAGAAAAGAAGGCUAACAAGAUACAUGGGUUUCGAAAUGAUGGCCGCAGGAGUUGCAUACCAUUUGUGCUUCUUGCUAUUAGUCACCCAAGUACAAGGUUUUUUUGAUGUGAAAGCCUAUGGAGCGAAGGCUAAUGGCAUGACAGAUGAUAGCAAGGCUAUAAACAGCGCUUGGAAAGAUAUGCUUGUGCUGCCAAAGAAGCCAGCACGGUGGUGAUAGCAAAAGGGAACUACAUGGUCGGUCCACUGAAAUUCGAAGGACCUUGCACAGCCCCUGUAACGGUGAAGGUUCAAGGAACUCUCAAGGCUCCAGCAGACCCCAAGCGACUGCGUGAUGAUUGGGUCGCUUUCCGGAAUGUCGAAGGAUUAACUGUCUCAGGCAGUGGAAUAUUCGAUGGUCAAGGAGCAAUUGCUUGGUCCGUAAAUAAUUGUGCGAACUUGGAAAUGCAAUUCCUAGCCCACAAAUUUACAAUUCACAAAGCUGACCAACUCGAAAAUAGAAGGGAUUACGUUCUGAACAGCAAGCUGUUUCACAUGAACAUUUUCAACUGCAAUAAUGUGACCUUCCAAAACAUUGUGAUCAAUGCGCCCAAAAACAGCCUCAACACUGAUGGGAUUCAUAUCGGUCGAUCAACUAUGGUCAAUAUUACAGGCGCAACCAUAAGAACUGGGGAUGAUUGUGUCUCUCUUGGCGAUGGCUGCCAACAAAUAAACGUUGAGAAAGUAACCUGCGGACCAGGCCAUGGCAUUAGUAUAGGAAGCCUUGGCAGAUACCAUGAUGAACAGCCAGUUAUCGGAGUUACAGUGAGGAAUUGCACCCUCACAAACACUGAAAAUGGUGUUAGGAUUAAAACAUGGCCAGCUUCCCCCAGUGGCGUAGCUUCAAAUGUUAAUUUUGAGGAUAUUAUCAUGAACAAUGUUAGCAACCCUCCUAUUCUUAUUGACCAAGAAUACUGCCUUUGUAAUAACUGCCUGGCAAAGGUUCCCUCGCGUGUUAAGAUCUCCGAUGUUAGAGUCGAAGGCAUACGGGGCACCUCUGCAACUCAAGUGGCAGUGAAAAUUGUUUGUAGCAGAGGCCUACCAUGCCAAAAUGUUUCUGUUGAGGAUAUCAACUUGGAAUACAAUGGAAAAGAAGGGAGCUCAACAUCUCUAUGCGCAAACGUGAUCGAAGCCCCAAGUCUCCGGGAAAGUAUUUCCAGCCACCUGUACUCCGUCUGCUUAACCUUCUUCUAGCUAGCUGCUAUUCACUUCUUAUAUAUAAUUGUAAAUGCUACCUCCUGGCAGCCCCUCAUGCUAGCUUACAUGCAUGAAUGGCCUCUUUUUUCGACCUAUACUGUAUAAAUUGUUUUUGGAUAAGUAGAAUUACGCCAUUUUGGCUAUGGCACAUGCCUUCUCCACCAUCAAGUC